AUGACCUGCCUUACCUGUACCUUUCCAUCAUCUCACGAUCAAGGCCAUCAAGGCUAUACAUACGAUGACCUAGUACAAGCAGCGGAAGCCGCUUGCCCCCGGUGCACUUUUGUACUGAGGUGUAUCAGCAGAGGAGCAGCACAUAUUAGAGUUGGAGACAUGACAACAGUGACGGCUCUUACCCAUGGCCACUUCACAAUCCACUGGUCUGGUGGCGAGUGCUCAUUGGAGGUUUUCAACCAGCAUGGCAAGUCUCUAUCGUCAAGUUUCUCAAUGAUAAGCGACCGCGGUGUUGAAGGUGCUGAGCUAGGCAUCAGACGGUUACUACUAGGUCGUUUCCCCAGCACUACAGAAUUUCAGACAACAACCACCACAAUCAAGUCUUGGAUAAGAGAUUGUGUAGGUAAUCACGAUGCCUGUGAGUCACGGAUAUAUGGUCAGUCUGCCUCGUUCAUUUGCCCAAAGAGGCUACUCGACCUGAGUAAUGGAACCCUGGUUCUCCGAGAGAAUCUCGGGCAGAAAUUACGUUACGCGUGCCUGAGCCAUUGCUGGGGCAAGAUUAUUAUUGUUAAAACGACAACACAUACAAUCCGGACGUUCAAGAGACAAGUACCUUUGGAUCAACUGCCGAAAACGUUCCGCGAUGCCGUUGACAUAUGUCGCAGUCUUGGAAUCCUUUAUCUCUGGAUCGACUCACUUUGCAUCAUCCAGGACAGCCCAGAAGAUUGGAGAGAACAAGCAGCUCAGAUGGCAGAUGUUUAUCAGCACUCAUUCCUGACUAUUGCGGCUACCAAAUCGCACGAUGGUUCCCAAGGUUGUUUUUCGCAGACAAGCCAUCAAUACGUAGCCAAGUUGGUUCCUGGCUAUCAGGACAUUUAUGUCCGUCGACAGCCGCCACUUUUUCCAAACCACUGGGGUCAGUUGGACAACAACGACAGCUACCCUCUUUUGAACCGCGCAUGGAUUUAUCAAGAGAUGAGACUAUCGCCACGGGUACUACACUUCUGCAACGAAGAGGUCAUCUGGGUAUGUCAAAAUUCGCAACGUAGCGAAACAGGAUGCAACGAUACGGACUAUAAUGACGGCAAGAGUUUCAAGCCUACAUUGUUCACUUGCGUUGGCGAACCGCAACGUGACAGGGACCAGUUCACAUGGCACCGGUCAGUUCAGGAGUAUUCCAGACUGAAUCUGACCUAUGAAUCAGAUAAGACGAUUGCACUAGCUGGAGUUGCUCAACGCAUGCAACAAACACGGCCGGAUGACCGGUAUCUGGCUGGUAUCUGGGAGAAACACCUCCCGCUCGACCUUCUAUGGAUGGUGUGGCCUACGCCGAAGGUCGACAAACCAAGACUUGCUAGGUACCCUUCGUGGUCAUGGGCAUCUGUCCAGUCACAGGUGAUGUGGGACGGGAGUUGGAGUCCGCUUCAGUCUGUGGUCGUCCGGGAUUUGCGCUAUACUUCUGACGGCCCAAGUCACAUGGGGAACUGCUCAACAUCUUCAAUCACCUUACGCGCCCCCAUGAUAGAUGUCAAGUCCUUAUUGCCAACCCAGGUCACACCUAUGAGCGUAUGGAAUGGCGAUAUUAGCCAUAGAGUCACACCAUUGGAGAACAUCCGCGUCGAAGAGUUUUGCGUUAACGACUAUAAGCCUGAUAGCCCCGCGGAGCGAUCAGGGCCUACAAAUUGGCCACCUGCCAGAGGCGGGUUCGUGAUUCCACUAGGCGUUAAUGUCGAAGACAGCUUGACUUUCUGUGGCAUCCAUGUCAUCAAAAAGCUGGGAAGUGACGGCUAUGAGCGAGUGGGCCAUGUUGGGAUUAGCCAUGAUGCUUUGUUAACAAGCAAUUACGCCAAAUUCUUGCACCGCCUAAAGAAGGACGAAACUUUGCCAAUACCAAGCACGGAGGUCCUGGAGAGCACCUCCAGAGGUUACGCUCAUCGUAUAAAAGAACUGUUAGAAGAAUUGCACGUUUCAGAAAUUGUCUUGGUGUAG
This is a messenger RNA of Fusarium mangiferae, 1989 nucleotides long. RefSeq lists its product as uncharacterized. The transcript is spliced from 2 exons. Bases 1 to 1989 code for a protein of 662 amino acids. NCBI's taxonomy places the organism in Eukaryota, Fungi, Ascomycota, Sordariomycetes, Hypocreales, Nectriaceae. The record is from RefSeq and is a predicted model, not a curated record.